This is a messenger RNA of Scophthalmus maximus (turbot), 3573 nucleotides long. RefSeq names its product ATPase family AAA domain containing 5b (gene atad5b). Lineage: Eukaryota; Metazoa; Chordata; Actinopteri; Pleuronectiformes; Scophthalmidae. Gene Ontology annotation, molecular function: ATP binding; DNA binding; DNA clamp unloader activity. The transcript has 14 exons. The record is from RefSeq and is a predicted model, not a curated record. Gene Ontology annotation, cellular component: nucleus. Bases 206 to 3433 code for a protein of 1075 amino acids.
CUCGGUUGGGCUUUUUUUUAAGCAUCGAAAACCGUUUAACUUGUUUAGGAGUCGGGGGAUGGGUUGUGCUUAUUCGUCUUACACUUUGAUUAAUUUGACGACAAUGCGCAGUUUGUUAAUUGGGUCCGUGUAAAAGACAAUUACAAGUUAGUUUAGCUUAGCUCAGAUAACGUCGCACAAAUUGACGUCACAACUCCCGUCACGCAUGACGCAGCCGAGCGCCAAAGUCAAAACACCUCCGCACAGAGGGGAUGUGGAUUUCUUUACAAUGCGAAACAAACUGAAACGGAGCAGAAACCACAGGCAGACGACGUGUGCGAGCGACGAGCGAACACACACCACCGAGGCGACGGCGGCGUCAGCACAGGUGAGCUGCUCCAACGACAAACCACCAGCAGAGGAUGACGAUUCGUUCUCGCUGGUCGCAGAAGUCAAACGUGGCUUUUCCGAACGUGAAAUUCAAACACUGCAGGAUCGAAGGAAGUUUUGCUGCGCGACAGACGCUAAAAUCGCGCCCAUUUUCUUAUCAAGUAAGUGCAAAGGGAGCAGGAAUGCCCAGCUCUGCCCGCCUGCAGGGAAGCUGCAGGAACCGGUGCCGCCUCCUCCUCAGCAUCGGUCAUCAACAUUCACAGUGGCUCACCUGAGCGGGACAGAGGGGCCUGGAGGGCAGCUGUCACCCUCAUCCCUGCACGACUGCGUGGAAGAAAUCAAAUGGUCGAAUCCUUCAUUUCCUGUCCUAACAAUGUUCAGCACUUUGCAGAAGAAAUCAGGUGAAAGACUGCAGGAAGCUGGAUCCACGGAGGGCUCCCUUCAUCCACGCUCCCAACAGCACCACUCGAAGGAGAAGAGGAAACAAGCAGAUGGAGGCUCUGAGAGGGAGUCGAAGCGUCUGAAGUGCAGUGCAUCAGAGGGCAGCGUCGGUUUGGAUGGGUGUCACCUGUCGGCACAGGGCGUCCAGGAAGGCUUCGUGAAGAAGCAGCCGAGGAGCAGUAAGCUGAGUCGCACUCGCAGACUGAAGCAGAAAAGUCUUGCAGGCCCGGACAACAACUUUGCGCUGGACUCUGAACAGAUAAAUGUCACAGAAUGUGACAGCCAAUCACCUAUAAUCCAAGAUAUUCUCCACAGAGAAGCCAGUUUUGAGGAUGUUCUCUGGACAGACAAGUACAGUCCUCAGCAUUCAAGUGAAGUCAUUGGUAACUGUGUCUCAGUCAAUAAACUGCACAGUUGGUUGAAGAAAUGGAAAAUAAGAGCAGACUGUGACGAGAGGAGAAAAAUGGAGGAAAGGAGGGAUGAAGAUAACAGCACGGACUCGUGGGACUGUGGAGACUUCCAAGGUGAGGCCGGUGCAGAGGACGACAGAGAGGAUCCACUGUGUAACACCACGCUGAUCACAGGGCCUCCGGGUGUGGGGAAGACCGCCGCAGUGUACGCCUGCGCUCAGGAGCUGGGCUUCAAGGUGUUCGAGGUGAACUGCUCCUCACAGCGCAGUGGCCGCCACGUUCUGUCCCAGCUGAAGGAGGCCACCCAGUCCUACUUGGUGGAGACGUCGGGCAAAGAUCCACUGAAGCCAGCCUUUCUAAACAACUACAACACCAGCAGCUGCGCUCGUAAACAUGAGACUUUACCCGUUAAACCAGUGCCUCCUCAAAAUGUCAUCUCUACCUCAAAAAAGAAGGCGGCACAGAACUCUGGCCGCUCUAGUUGCAAAGGAAAAGCUAAUGUAGCCGCAGUCACUUUGGCCAACUACUUCAAGGUGAAGGCCAGAGCAGAUCGCUUGCACUUUGAUGGCACGUCGCCAUUCGAGAAACCAGACGGCAAGAAAUUGGGCAACUCAUCACGGAGCUGUGAUCAAACAGUGUCACGGAGCAAAAAGACAGCCACGUCACUCAUUCUGUUUGAGGAGGUCGAUGUCAUAUUUGACGACGAUGUCGGUUUCCUCGGAGCCAUCAAGACUUUCAUGACGACGACUAAAAGACCAGUCAUUCUGACCACCAAUGAUCCUUUGUUCAGAGAGAGAUUCAACUGCUGCUUGGAGGAAAUCGUUUUCAAAACCCCUUCAGCGGUGAAUGUGUGUAGCUACCUGCAGCUGGUGUGUUUGGCUGAGAACGUGCGACUGGAGUUGGAUGAUGCCAGCAGCCUCCUCAGACAAUUGUGUGGCGACGUCAGGCGCUGCCUGCUGCAGCUGCAGCUCUGGGUGCACAGUGGUGGAGGGCGGGCGGCUCAGAGCGGAGGCUGUAAGGAGCCCAUUCGUGUGCAGUACACGUAUGCUGCAGAAGACGGAGACAUUUUGGAUUCCAGUCUUCCUCCAUGCGACACAAGCUGCACUGCCAGCAUGCUGGGCCUCCAACCUGUGAACCAAAAGCAACUUCUGAAUCUUUUAAAGUGUCAUCACUGGUCGGAAACGGACACAAACAAGCUCCUGGGGCUCUUAGCUGAGAGCUGGAGAGGAGGUGUGCCUCUUCUCUACAACAACCUGGAGCUCCUUCUGCCAAAGGCAACCUCAGUCCAGUACCUUGACAGGGUGUCUUCUUCUGGGCUACAGAGUGAGCUGGCCCCCUUUUACACUGAUCCUCUCUGCCUGAGGCUCCAACCAAAUUUGAGCCCAAAAGCGUCAGCGACCGACAGAAAAUCAGUUUGGAAUAUCUCCAGACUUAGUAGAAGGAAAUGUACCGCAACAUCACCUUCUACUUUGACACACAAACCUCGAAGAACCUCAUUAAUAUUAUCAAAGGGGGCUCGUUCAAGAAUCCCUAGGUCAAGUGACAACUCGGAACAAAUGUCAGCCAAAGUGGCCACCGACUCUUUCGAUGCGCUGACAGACUUCUUUGACCUCAUGUCGUACCUUGAUGUCACGCUGCCAGCUGCAGCUCCGCUCGCUGCAGGCUUGUACAGACCUGAGUCUGCGUUUGUCUGGACAGGAGCAGAGAUAAAGGACGGCUUGUUGGAUGAGUUGAAUGAGGAGGAGGGUGGCAGCAGCUGGAGCCAGGAGAGGCUGUUGGACAUUAAAGCUGCUGCUGAAGGCUUGGGCUGUCACAGAUGCUGGUGGCAAGUGUCUCAGGCUUGGACCGAAGCCCAAACGUACAGACGAGAGCUGGAGGAUGAAAAGUGGGUGAAGAUGGUGGAGAGACUGACAUUCCCUGCCUCUGCCAAAGGACAGAGCCUCAGAUUUAGCUUUCAACCUCCGUGUGCACCACUUGUGUCCCGAAGGAGGUACGAGUUGAGCAGGAUGGUGCUGAGCAGUAAAUCGCUCAGCCUGCUUGGGAACAGACGAGCUGUCGGUGCCGACUACAUGCCAGUGCUGCGCUCCAUCUGUCGCUUUCAUCGAGCACAGCAGCAGAAAGAGGAGGCAGUCAGGUGUCCGAACUACCUCAGGAGCAUAAACCUGGGCCUGUCAAAGUCAACUCUUCAACUCCUGGCAGAAGAUUUCUCUUAGAGCGAAAUGUGGAAACACUACCUCACCUUACAGUCAGUAUUUAUAUUUUACUGAAUCCUGUAAAUCAACUGAAUUGUUUAAUAUACACGCAAAAGAGCAACAAUGAAGAGUAAAUAAAAAAUACAAAAAAUUGUAAAUAA